AUGAGGUACGAUGGGACUAAGGAUCCCCAGGAGCACCUCACGGCUUUUGAAGCAAGAAUGAAUUUGGAAGGAGUAGGCGACGCGGUCAAAUGCCGAGCAUUCCCUGUGACGCUGGCCGGCUCAGCGAUCCGAUGGUUCAACGCGCUCCCACAAGGAUCCAUCACGGCCUUUGCGGACAUCUCCCAGAGCAUCUUGGCUCGGUUCACGACACGUAUAGCCAAGGCAAAGUACCCAAUUAACUUACUAGGGAUUAUCCAAAAACCCGGGGAGCCAACCAGGAAGUUCCUGGAUAGAUUCAACGACGAAUGCUUGGAGAUCGACGACCUUACGGACUCAGUCGCUAGUCUCUGCCUAACGAACGGCCUGCUAAACGAGGACUUUAGGAAGCACCUCACUACCAAGCCUGUCUGGUCCAUGCAGGAAAUUCAAAGCGUGGCCAAGGAAUACAUCAAUGAUGAGGAGGUGAGUCAGGUUGUAGUAGCCAACAAAUGGCAGCUCCCAAACUGCUCAACUCGGCAGGCCCCCCAGGUCGACAGGUACAAGGAAGCUCCCAGGGAUGGCACCCUAGCCAAGCAAUCCAAGCAACCCCCACGGGCAGGAAGGUUCACAAACUACACGCCACUCACGGCGCCCAUAGUAGAGGUUUACCAACAAAUUGCAGACAAGGGAAUACUAUCCAGACCUAGACCAUUGAAAGAAAAAACGGGAGGCAACAAAAGCCUUUACUGUGAUUAUCACAAGGGAUUCGGUCACAAAAUCCAAGACUGCUUCUACCUCAAAGAUGCCUUAGAGUAG
Molecule: messenger RNA, 795 nt
Organism: Arachis stenosperma
Lineage: Eukaryota; Viridiplantae; Streptophyta; Magnoliopsida; Fabales; Fabaceae
Exons: 1
Coding region: 1-795 (264 amino acids)
Source: RefSeq, a predicted model, not a curated record